Columba livia (rock pigeon) is the source of this 825-nucleotide messenger RNA. RefSeq names its product sushi, nidogen and EGF-like domain-containing protein 1. Lineage: Eukaryota; Metazoa; Chordata; Aves; Columbiformes; Columbidae. The record is from RefSeq and is a predicted model, not a curated record. Gene Ontology annotation, biological process: cell-matrix adhesion.
AUGGCCACACCCCGCGAGGACGACGGGAUGAGCCCCGAGAUCAGCCUAUGGGAGCCCUUCCCCUUCUACGGCCACGCCCACCGCACCCUCUACGUCAACAACAACGGGGUGGUGUCCUUCGGCGCGGGGGUCCCCGAAUUCACCCCCGAGCCCUUCCCGGUGGCCCAGCGCCCCCUGCUGGCCCCGUUCUGGGCGGACGUGGACACGACCCUCGGGGGCACCGUGUUCUAUCGGCAGAGCCGGCAGCCGGCGCUGCUGGCGCGGUUGGCGCGGGACAUCGGCACCGCCGUCCCCUCGCCGGGGCCACCGCCAACGUGGGCCUUCGUGGCCACCUGGGACCACGUGACGUUCUUCGGGGCGGCCACCAAGAAGGUCAACACCUUCCAGGCCGUUCUGGCCACCAACGGUGUCACCUCGUUCGUGAUGUUCAACUAUGGUACCAUCAGCUGGACCACGGGUAUCGCCAACCAGGGGAACCCCCACACCGGGCUGGGGGGGACCCCGGCGCAGGCCGGGUUUAACAGUGGGGACCCUGCCCACUACGCCGUCCUCCCGGGGUCGCGCUCCCCGCGCGUCCCCAACAUCGCCCGCGGCUCCAACGUCGGGGUCCCCGGGAGGUGGAUUUUCCGCGUCGAGGGCGACAUCGUCACCCCCGGACCCCCCGAUGUCCCUCCCGGUGACGUCACCCCCGAUGAUGUCACCCCCAAUGACGUCACCCAGGGUCCCCCAAACCACAGCACACAGGAGAUGGUCUAUCUGUGCCACUGACGGAGCCGCCCCCGGGACCCGUUGCCAUGGAAACUCCAAAUAAACUCCCGCCCAGCA